UUUUGAUAUUCACUGCCAGCGUUGAAAAUCUCUAGUUUACGUCACAUAUACUGUAGAUUUUUAGUAUUGGCAGUGAAUGUCGGAAUGCACCUAUAGAUAUAUAUUGCAAUGAGUCGAAAGGUUGGCAAGUUUGCGUGUUUGUAAGAGCGGGAAAUAUUGUUGAACAUCGGAAGAAAAACACAUGGUUAUCUGUUGAUUUUUGUUAGAUAUGAUAUUGAACUGUCACUUUAUGUCGUACGAGCAAGAUGAGCGCAAAACUUAACAGCUUGAUCAAUCAAAACCGAAAGCAACUACGCGAAUUCAUGCAGGAAACAUCUACCGAGGAGCUUACGAAAUUAAUAUCGAGCGAAAUUUGCGAUCCAGCCAUUUCCAAGAUAUUGGACGAGAUCUUGCAAGUGUGCUUAGAGUCGGAAAAAUUAUAUUCAAAGAGACUUAAAUUGGUAGAGUCUGCCUUGAAAGCUUUAGGCAAAGCCAAAGUUUCAAUUAGUUAUGCAAACGAUAUUGUAACUCGAAUAGUAGAAGACUUCCCUAAUUAUCCAAAAUUGCAUUUAAUUAAAUUAGUAGAUUUCUGUCUCGCUAGUAUUCGCAAUAAUGAUGACGAUUUUAGAAGCUGGAAAGAUCUAUUGCCUGUUCUGUUGGAAGUAUUGGAAGAAGAGAAAUAUAUCAAUUAUAUGAAUGGUGAAGUAUCUGGUUCUAAAUAUAAGUCUAUUAUCAUUAAUAAUAUAUGCAACAGUACAUGGAAUACAGAGAUAAUGCCUUCAUUGACAAAAAUGUUCAGAGAUAUAUGCUUACAAAAGGAGGAUCAUACUACAGUAAUUAGAGUACUCUGCACAAGAAUGCAGAAUAUACCUCUGGACGAGGUACCUCCUUUCGUGCAUCAAUCAUUAAGAUUAUGUACUAAUCAGGAUAGUAAACUGCUUUUGGAAGCCUUACGAAGAUAUUUCACAAUACGUUUUUCGCAAGCUAAUUCUGACAGCAUAGAUUCUUUUGAGACUAUAAAUAUAGUAAAUCCCAAAGAAGUCCAAGAUAUUGAAAGUACAGUAUUAUAUCACAUAUAUCAAGCGGUACAAUUGAAUCACCAGCUUAUAAGAGACUAUAUUAAGUAUUUCAAAAGUGUGACACAUGUUCCUGAAGCUGUGUUAAAACCUUUUAUGCUUUCUGUAUUACUCACAGUUGCUCCUAUUGAUGAAAAUCAGAUUUUUGAAAUGCUGCGAACAAUCAUUAACAAACGAAAGGAAACUGAUGAUAGACGGAAGGAUAGUGCAUGGUUGAGAAAGCUAAUUCCCGAUUCUUGUAGUAUUAUGACUAUAAUGACAAAUGUCAUCAACACAAGUGACAGGGAUCGCCAUUUAGUGCUGAAAGGGCUUGUGGACCUUGCAUUUGUUCUUAUGAGUGUGGAGAAUAAGUCAAAAACUGGUGUACAUCCUUUAUGGCAAGUUGGUAUAAAGAUACUUCAAAAGAUUAUGAGAAAACAUCAUGAAACAGUAGCGACUGUAUUCCAAAUGUUGCUCGAUAAGAUAAUCGCGAAUGGAUCAUGUAUUUCUCAAUAUACUGAUUGUUUAGCAUAUAUGUGCCAGAAGUUAACAGUUCUUAUGUUGGACCAUCAAGAUUCUCUGAUAACUUUUUUUGAUCAAAUCUCAUUUAUACCCGGGGAGGUUGCCAUUUUUAUCGUUUCUGCAAUCUUUUCAUUGAUAAAAGUUUCAGUCACCAUAAGAGAUCAUCUAAUAAUAACAUUGAGGAAGAUUCUCUACAGAAAGGGUACAGCAAAUCGACAAAUGGCAGUCAGCGGAAUUUUAGAAAUGUUGAAGAAUUUGAAGAUGCACUCUUUAAGCGGCCUCGCGAUGAGCUCGAGUCAGUACAUUAACAAUUCAUCCUCGACAGGCACAAGUUCUACAUCUAUUCUCACUCAGGUAACAUUAGAGAGAGGCACUCAAGUAACAAAAUCUUCUUACAAUAGAAGUUUGUAUUAUGACAUAUUGGGCAUUUUAAAAAGAUGUUUUACUCAUGAAUGUGAAGUUCGAUUACAUUUAUACAACGGUUUAUAUGAAGCCGUAUUGACAAAUACCGAGAUAGCGGAAUAUGUAUUGGAAAUAUUACUGCCGCAUUUUAAAAUGUUCUUUGAAACGGACGAGAAUGUUUUGGUUCCGGUUAAAUUAGAAUUGUGUACAGCUGUACAAGGAGAGGAAGUUACAUUGCAAGAACCUCUCGCGGAAUUAAUAUUUAUACUACAAAAGAUUUACAUCAAGUCGGCUCUAAUAAAAUCAAACCUUGUAGAUGAGCUGGCUGUGAUUUUGGAAUCCCUAUGUAGGCGGAUGUCGCAACUUAACACAGAAGAUUUAAACUUGGAUGAUAAGCUUGAUUUAAGUAAUUCUGGCACCAAGAAUCAAGAAAAAUUGCACAAUAUUUUAUCAACAAUUAAAAUUUAUGAAGCUCUCAUAUCAUUUAGGAUCGGUGCAUGGUCCGUAAACUGUACAGAUACUGCACAGAGUGUUAAAAGUUUAUUUAAAGGAUACAUGCGAGUAGUAGAAUGUACUAAAGUAAUAAAACGUGUAUCAAAAGCUAAAAAAGGAGAAGGCAAAAAUAAAAAGUCACAAAAUGACACAAAUAAUACGACCACAAAGAAAAUUGGACGAUUGAAAAACAUAAAGCUAUUAUCUAGCAUUUUAGAUCUGUCUUCAGUAUACAAAAGCCUAUCGCUCUUCUAUUUGAAAUCCAUUCCUUGGGCAACUGCGGAUCAAGUAGCUGUAUUGAUAGAGAAUGUUGACUUCUACUAUUACAUUUUGCGAACACUGCUGCAAAUCUUACAAAAUGUUAAACUCUUAACGGAAUAUAAUUUACGGAAACACAAAGAACAGUACAUGAAGACCUAUUUUGACAUUGGAAAAUUAUUGUAUGAUUACAUUGUAUUGGAUUUAAAAAAAAUGCUUGAUGAAGACGAACAAGGCACUAUAUUAGCACUGGAAUGUUUCAAAGAAUUAUGUUGCUUAACUUGCACAUACUUCAGUUCUGAAUUACCGCAAUUUCUCAAUGUUAUUAUUCCUAUUAGAUCAACUCAAUCGGAAAAUCUUAAUGCACAAUUGGAGAACAUGAUUGCUGCUUUAAGAACAAGUUUUUGGACAUUCUUUAGUGAAAAGGAAGAACAUGAGGAGAAUUCUAAAAAAAUACUUGGUAUAUUGUUAGACAUUAUAAAUCAAUUGACACAAGAGAUUAACUUUCAUGAAACAAAUGCUGAUGAAGUAUUUGUCUCGAUGAUGAAAUUUACACAAUUAGAAGAUAUGGAUCCUCAAGCUUCUUUAACGAUUUUCCAAAUUCUAUUAUAUAUAGAAGAACGUAAUAAAGAAUAUGGCGAAUUAUUAAUUGAUAUCUCUUUUGCAUUGUGUGAGAAAGUGGGUAAAAUCGAUCAGGCUGAACCAUCAGAAAAUAAUAAAUUGAAAAUUAUCCAUGAAAAUACAGCGGUACAGCUUUACAAUUUAGUAAACAGCUCCAUAAGAGAGAAGUUAGAUAAUGUAUCUUGGUUACUGAUGCGGCUUAAGGCCGAGCAAAAUAUAGCUUAUCCGCCUGGCGAGGAUCUCGAAGAAUAUCAAGAAAAGCUGAGAACACAAGAACGCAGUUUGUGUAGACAAUUGUCACAUAUUAUACAAAUACUUUAUACAUUAGCCAAUGUCGCUAUUAAACCAGGACCAUCCACAGAUUUUAUGUUCAAAAACUUGCAGAUUUUGUAUAACAUACUUAGCAGUCUUACAAAAUAUUUCUAUGGAAAGUCUAGUAAGCAAAACGCAGCGUUUCAAUCAGUCAAAUUUAUUCAAGUAAUUCAAUCAGCCGGGAAACCAUUAAAAUCUGCAUUUUAUAAUUUAAUAACACAUACUGAGGAAACUCAAAAUGCAUCAAAGUCAAAAGCUGAUUCACAUGUGCGAAGAAAUAAGAUUUUGAAAGAGACUAAGAUUAUACCUUGUGUGAUAUAUGAAAUUGAACAAUUUCACAAAGAAGUUUUAUCACUUGACAAAAAGACUGGUGUUCCACUUGAGACUUAUAUAAAGCAUAGUGUAACGCGAGAUUUUCGUAUAAAGAACACGCAAUUAACAGAAGCACUAGAGAAGAUGAACGUAAGCAUGCUGGAUACGCAAAAUUCUCGUCGUAGUCAGAAUGCAUCUAAUGCAGAUAUGAAUAAUGUGUCUAUGGAAUCGUCUACAGAAUUGCAAACUUCAAAACAAUCUAAAAUAAUUAAUGUAUCUAUGGAUGUAUCUAUGGAAGCUUCUACAAAAUCACCGCCUUCAAAACGAUCUAGAAGAUCAUAAAAAUCCUA
This is a messenger RNA of Cataglyphis hispanica, 4303 nucleotides long. RefSeq names its product Fanconi anemia group I protein (gene FANCI). Gene Ontology annotation, molecular function: DNA polymerase binding. Gene Ontology annotation, biological process: DNA repair. The transcript is spliced from 23 exons. The coding region runs from base 246 to 4295 and encodes 1349 amino acids. NCBI's taxonomy places the organism in Eukaryota, Metazoa, Arthropoda, Insecta, Hymenoptera, Formicidae. The record is from RefSeq and is a predicted model, not a curated record.